This is a messenger RNA of Diplodia corticola, 441 nucleotides long. RefSeq names its product bacterial ig-like domain family protein. The transcript has a single exon. Bases 1 to 441 code for a protein of 146 amino acids. The record is from RefSeq and is a predicted model, not a curated record. NCBI's taxonomy places the organism in Eukaryota, Fungi, Ascomycota, Dothideomycetes, Botryosphaeriales, Botryosphaeriaceae.
AUGAUCCUCGACGCACAGAACGAGUUUUCCAACGGCCAGGCGGUCACCGCCACGGCCAUUUCCACCAACGUCAUCGACACCGGUACCGACAAGAACCCGGUGAAGAACCUGGGCGGCCCGGAGCCGAUCUAUCUGGUGAUCCAGGUGGACACCGACUUCGCUGCUGCCGGCGCUGCGACCCUGGCUGCCAGCCUGGAAUCGUCCGCCGCCGCUGGCCUGACGUCGGCCAACGUCCACUUCAGCACCGGCAACCUGGCGUUGGCUGCGCUGAAGGCCGGGAACACCGUGGCCGUGGUGGCGCUGCCCAGCGGUGACUACCUGCGCUACCUGGGACUGCGCUACACGGUCGGCACCGGUCCGAUGACCGGCGGCGCCGUCUCGGCGUUCCUGACGCGCGAUCCGCAGCUGUAUCGCGCGUACUGGGCUGCUGUCGGCCGCUGA